GUCCAGUAGGCCACGUCAGGAGGAUACGUCGGCAGCAAGGGCUACCACUUCAGCAGUCCCCGGCCUGGUCUAUGCUAUUGCRGUCUCAUACAGCAGUCAUGGACCAGUGGCCCGGAGAAGCGGACGAAGCCUAUCAGGMCCGCAUGCUGGCGUGGAGUACCGAGACAAAGAAACGGGCAGAUGACGCUGCCGCAGCAGCGAAGAAGAAGGCAGAGGAUGCCGAGCAGGCACGUCUGCUGGCACUUGAACAACAGCGCCAGCAUGACGAGGCARCAGCAAGGGCUGCCGGUGAAGAAAGGAACCAGCGUYGCGAGAAGAUAUAUACCGGAGAGCGGGCGGUACUUACAAUGGCAGCGGAAUGGCGGACCGAAGCGGAGGAUGGCAAGCUGGAGGAUAGCGCAAACAAGAUCGCACUCCUCCUCUCGCACCUCACARACCUCCUGGCAACCUGCAUUACACAGCAGGCGGAGAUCCUCGGUCUCGACACCUCGCUAGCUCACGUCCAAGACCGCCUUCAGCGGUUGGAGCAGCGACCAGUCGCCGCCGCCGACGCAAGCUCUUCCAAUGCUGCCGACCGCCUCAACGCAUUGGAGAUGGACGCCGGCUCACUCAAGGAUGGCGUGCAACUACAGCAGACCGCGACGCAACAGUUGCAACAGCGGAUCUGCACUACUGCCACCACCUCGAGUUCAGAACCGCGCGAGACAACUCCAAAGUUCGACAGGCAGGAGAUCUUCUGCGAUUCAAUGAAGACAAAUCCGAUUCCAUGGUUCCGCAAGUUYGAGCUCACGCUGCAACUGUCCAACGUCAAAGAACACAAGCACCACGCAUACUUGUACUCUCGUUCAGGGGGCGCGUGCCAGGAUUGGUUGGACAACCUCUUAUCCAAGUACGGAGUAGUAGCAGCCGACUUGCACACCAAGAUCAGUUGGGAUGAUCUGAAGGCGGCGUGGCACAAGCGGGAGACGGGGGCAUGGGUGGAUGGCAGGGAAGAAGGUGGAAGCAGGAGGCAGCAUCGGCGAGCAUGUCCUGGCGACGGGGACGGUGGCGGGAAGCGUACCGCGGAGGUAGACAUUGCGCCUGCUCCGAAACGGGGGAGAGGACGACCGAGCAACAAGGAGAAGGCAGAAAGAAAAGCAGCAGAGAAAGCUGCGAAGAAGGCGUCCGCGUCUGCAAAGAAAAAGAGUUCUGCUGCAAAGAAAAAAGCAGCAGCAGCGAAGAAAAAGAAGGGGAAAGUCAUUGACGAUGACAACACCCCUCCGUGUUCGGCUUCAUCGUCGUCAUCCUCUGAUGAUGAUGACGGUGAUGAUGAUGCCGAUGGUGAUGAUGAUCGUGAUGGUGAUGAUGAUCGUGAUGGUGAUGAUGAUGGUGAUGGUGAUGAUGAUGGUGAUGGUGAUGAUGACGGGGAACAGGACGGAGGUUCUGAAUCUUCUGAUGAUGAGGACGAGCCAGCGGGCUUGGCGUGGAAUGAUAUCUUUCUUGGAAAGGAUGGAGGAGACGAUGGUGUUGUCAGUGCAGAUGGUGAAGUAUUCCCCGUCGAGGUACGGGCGGCAUACUGUGAGGCCGUGAAUCACGGCGAGGAGUUCCUUCUCGUUGGAGGGGUAAUUCAUUUCCGCGGGAAGGAGCUUCUUGCUUGCGAAGGCGAUGGGGUAUUCGUCAGGUGAACUCGUCGAGGAUUGAGGUUAUGGCGGGGGGGCCUUGAUUGGGUUUGUCUGUCUGGAGUAAGUCCUCGUGACUUUCGCGA
Molecule: messenger RNA, 1744 nt
Organism: Chara braunii
Lineage: Eukaryota; Viridiplantae; Streptophyta; Charophyceae; Charales; Characeae
Source: the annotation of a GenBank genome assembly